Messenger RNA from Cicer arietinum (chickpea), 654 nucleotides. NCBI's taxonomy places the organism in Eukaryota, Viridiplantae, Streptophyta, Magnoliopsida, Fabales, Fabaceae. The record is from RefSeq and is a predicted model, not a curated record.
AUGAGGAAGAGAGCUGAGCUUAAGGCUGUUGUGUCUGACCUGGAGAGGCCUUGGGAGGUGGUGGAGAAACCCCCCAAACUGUGGGAAUGGAUGGACGAUGAAGAGCAUUAUUCUUCUUUGAACUCUGGGAGGAAUGGAUUGAAUGUUUAUGAUAGAAUGAGGAAUAGUGGGAAUGGAAAGAAGUUUUUUCCCAAGGGUGUUGAUGGGCCGGAUGAUGGAAAGCGUUUUUCUCCUUUGUAUGGGAGGAAUGGAGUGAAUUUUGAUGGCAAAGGCGGGAAUAAAAGGGGUGCAAGGAGUAUUCUAUGUAAGGAUGGUGAUAGGUCUAAUGGCUCUGGUGAUAUCAGAUCAAGGAGGAAGGAGAGUGGACAGAGGUUUAUGUCAAAGGAUGUUAAUGGAUCUAGUGAUAUAAGAUUGAGGAAGAAGGAAAAUGAACAGAGGUUUAUGUUAAAGGAUGUUAAUGGGUCUAAUAGGAUGCAUGAAGGAAGAGAUGGUUCUGGCAGAACAGAGAGAGGGAGUAAUUCCAUUGCAAGCAGAAGGUAUGGAAAAUAUACUCAAAGGACUUCAAACAACGCUUCACCAAGGGUUAGAGAUGCAGAUUCCGAAGUUUAUGAUAUGGGUUUGCAACAAGAUGGAAGUUAUCAAUUUCUAAUUUGA